AUGGCCACUGACUCGUGGGCCCUGGCGGUGGAUGAGCAGGAAGCGGCGGCCGAGUCGUUGAGCAACUUGCAUCUUAAGGAAGAGAAAAUAAAACCAGAUGCCAAUGGUGCUGUUGUCAAGACCAAUGCUAAUGCAGAGAAGGCAGACGAAGAAGAGAAAGAGGACAGAGCUGCCCAGUCUUUACUGAAUAAACUUAUCAGAAACAACCUUGUUGAUAACACAAACCAAGUGGAAGUCCUGCAACGGGAUCCAAACUCUCCCCUCUACUCAGUGAAGUCCUUUGAGGAGCUUCGGUUGAAACCACAACUUCUCCAGGGAGUUUAUGCCAUGGGCUUCAACCGUCCAUCCAAGAUACAAGAAAAUGCAUUGCCUUUGAUGCUUGCUGAGCCCCCACAGAACUUAAUUGCCCAGUCUCAGUCUGGUACUGGUAAAACAGCUGCCUUUGUGUUGGCCAUGCUCAGCCAUGUAGAACCUGCAAACAGAUACCCCCAGUGUCUGUGUCUCUCCCCAACGUAUGAACUUGCCCUUCAAACGGGAAAAGUGAUUGAGCAGAUGGGCAAAUUUUACCCAGAGCUGAAGCUAGCUUAUGCUGUUCGAGGCAAUAAAUUGGAAAGAGGUCAGAAGAUCAGUGAGCACAUUGUCAUUGGCACCCCUGGGACUGUCUUAGACUGGUGCUCCAAGCUCAAGUUCAUUGAUCCCAAGAAGAUCAAGGUGUUUGUUCUGGAUGAGGCUGAUGUGAUGAUAGCUACUCAGGGCCACCAAGAUCAAAGCAUCCGCAUCCAAAGGAUGCUGCCCAGGAACUGCCAGAUGCUGCUUUUCUCUGCCACCUUUGAAGACUCUGUAUGGAACUUUGCCCAGAAAGUGGUCCCAGACCCAAACAUUAUCAAACUGAAGCGUGAGGAGGAGACAUUGGACACCAUCAAGCAGUAUUACGUCCUGUGCAAUAACAGAGACGAGAAGUUCCAGGCCUUGUGUAACCUCUAUGGGGCCAUCACCAUUGCUCAGGCCAUGAUCUUCUGCCAUACCCGCAAAACAGCCAGUUGGCUGGCAGCAGAGCUCUCAAAAGAAGGCCACCAGGUGGCUCUGCUAAGUGGUGAGAUGAUGGUGGAACAGAGGGCUGCGGUGAUUGAGCGCUUCCGAGAAGGCAAAGAGAAGGUUCUGGUGACCACCAACGUGUGUGCCCGUGGUAUCGAUGUUGAACAGGUGUCUGUUGUCAUCAACUUUGACCUUCCUGUGGACAAGGAUGGGAACCCAGACAAUGAGACUUACCUGCACCGGAUCGGGCGCACUGGCCGCUUUGGCAAGAGGGGCCUGGCAGUGAACAUGGUGGACAGCAAGCACAGCAUGAACAUCCUCAACAGAAUCCAGGACCAUUUUAAUAAGAAAAUAGAAAGAUUGGACACUGAUGAUUUGGACGAGAUUGAGAAAAUAGCCAACUGA
Messenger RNA from Pipistrellus nathusii (Nathusius's pipistrelle), 1440 nucleotides. NCBI's taxonomy places the organism in Eukaryota, Metazoa, Chordata, Mammalia, Chiroptera, Vespertilionidae. The record is from the annotation of a GenBank genome assembly.